Molecule: messenger RNA, 1034 nt
Organism: Myzus persicae (green peach aphid)
Lineage: Eukaryota; Metazoa; Arthropoda; Insecta; Hemiptera; Aphididae
Exons: 3
Molecular function (GO): DNA binding
Source: RefSeq, a predicted model, not a curated record
GCAACCUGCUGCGGAAAUGUCGUAUUGCCGAAACCGGACACAAAUGAAAAUUACCUUAUUUUAAAUUAAACCGUCCACACGAUCCGGUAUUCCGCAUGCGGUGCUGAUUUAUUUAUUUUAAAUUUUAUUAAAUUGUGAAUAGUGCUAAAAAAAUUUAAAAAAUGUUUGAUUACGAAAAAAUGAUAAUCGAAAUUGAGUCAAGGCCAUGUUUAUGGGAUGUCGGGUGUCGGGUCAAAAGAAUAUAGUGAUAAAAAUUUAAGAACCUUAUCAUGGAAUUCUGUCGCUGAAGCCAUGUAUGCCGAAUGGAAUGAACUUUCGCCAUCACAAAAAGAUGAAAAAGUUAAAGAUUUAAAAGAAAAAAGAUGGAGAAAUGUCCGUGACUAUUAUAUGAAGUGGAACAAAGAGGAGAAUUCGACCCCAUCUGGUUCGGGUGCAUCAAAAAAGAAAAAGUACCAUUAUGCUGAUAUUUUUUCAUUUUUAAAACCAGUUGCUGAAAAAAGAAGUACAACUGGAAAUUUUGAAGAUAACCUCGACGAAAGUGUUCAAGUCGAACAAACUUUUGAAGAAAUUAGCCCGACUAGUGAAACUGAGCAGAAUGCAAUAGCCUCUACAUCCACUUCUCAAGUACACACAAAAAAAUUUAAAAAAACUGUAAAAGAAACCCCGAUUACUCCGUUCCAAAAUAAAUUAUUAACUUAUUUAGAGGAAAGAGAGUGCAAUGAUCCUGAUAAACAUUUUUUAUUGUCUUUAUUACCAGACUACAAAAACCUUAAUGAUUCCCAAAAAUUAGACUUUCGUAUUAAUGCCCUUAACUUUUUUAAAAAUGCAAAUCAAACCCAUAAUAUUAGUUCAUCUUCUUCGACGUAUCAACCGGCAAAUGUAUAUCAGAAUAAUAACUCAUAUCAGGAUUCCUCAUCUUUUUAUUUACCUCCGCAUAGACAACCUGAAAUCAACAAUCCAUAUUAUCCCAACGUUGUACCUCCAUAUCCUCAACCUGUAGUGUAUUCACCUACACCUCAACCUCAAUUCUCACA